Molecule: messenger RNA, 210 nt
Organism: Danaus chrysippus (African queen)
Lineage: Eukaryota; Metazoa; Arthropoda; Insecta; Lepidoptera; Nymphalidae
Source: the annotation of a GenBank genome assembly
AUGGUUCGCUCGCCGAGGACCGGCGCGAAUCGAUACCGAUGUGGAAUUUAUAAAAGUAGCGCCGCGUGUCCCCCCCCCCCCCGGACCCCGCCCGCGGCCGUGUGCGCUCUUGCUUGUGUCCGUGCGCUCCCCGCUCCCCUCGUGCGCGUGUCUGUCUGCGAGCGUGCGCGCGUGUCUGGCUGUGUGCGCCGCGCCGCCGGCCGGACGUGA